AUGCGUCCCAUCCGCUCCGUGGACAGUAUUCUCUCUGUCUUCAAACAAAAGUCGACGCCAUCCAAUAUCCGGCAGCUAUGCCUCAGUCCUGGCCCGGACAGCGUGCCAUCAGUCUUCAACCUCUUGCCGGCAGAGAUUCUGCUGACAAUAGUCACAUUGCUACCACGGAGCGCUCUCGCAUGCCUCAUGCUGACCUCAAAAUACCUUUACAACACUCUAUCCCCCGGCUUUGAGCUCAGAAUGGAAGGCUUCCCCGAUGAGAGGUCUGUCUUCAUUCGCUUAUUGGAGAAAGAUCUGCCACAGAUGGUGGUAUGCUACAGCUGCGAAAUACUGUUUGACUGGAGAGAAAAAUCACGCUGGCGCUGUCCAAACCACUCCAACCAUCCGUUCUUCGAUUUUGAUCCCAUCUGGUGCUACGCCCACGAGCCAGGAUUUAUCUCUCGAGAAAUGGUGGACCUCUUUGUACGGGGACAUGAACUGGGCCCAGAGUAUGGUCCCCAGCUCUACGAGCUCGCCCACAGCUGUGACAAGGACGGCGGAUGGUUCCGGACCCGGGGCAGAAAAGUUGCCAGAGUCCUCGAUGCUCGGAUCCAGCAGGGUCGGCUUCUCCUCCAUGGCGUCUACAGCCUGACCGCUCCUAUUCCUACGUUUUCCAUCGAUCCCGAAGAAGGAUACUAUGACCGCUCUUGGGAGUACGCGCUCAUGCGUGAAAUGGGCAAGUUUAACGGCAUCGGCUGCAUUCACCUAAGAACCGCCCUCCCUGCAAUUAUUCUGGAGGCCGUGCGCCAACUGCGUCUCGGCGUGCCAAACCCACUGUGUGAGGAUCUAGUCAACUGCGGCUACUGCGCCACUGAUCUGCGCGUGCGGGCCUUGACUGACUUUCCUGGACAAAUCAUACUCCAAGUGGAGACGUGGCGAUCUUUUGGAGGGAGAGAUAUGUACGCGAGAGAUCCUCUCGAGGACGCCCACUUCCAGAUUCCAGGUGUGAGGAAUAUUCGUCUGGACAUUAAUCAGCCCCCCUCUCGGAACCUUCAACAACUUUACAAUGGAGGGUCUGUACGCCGUACGAACAUGCUUCAGCUUCCUCCUCAUCGCCAGACAUGGCUUCAGAGAUGGAAAUGGUCCUACGCGGAUUAUACGGAGCAGCUUUGGGUAGACCUAAUCAACCUUGGAGGCUCAGCCAUAGCUGUCCGAGUUCCACGCCCUGGGCAGCCAAAGAGGUUCUUCAUCUUGCGAGAGACAAUUAAGGAUAUCUUCGAUGCGAUGAAGCUGCAUCUUCAGGCUCUCAAAGCUUCUCGUCAUCCAUGGUUUUGGACCUAG
Molecule: messenger RNA, 1320 nt
Organism: Fonsecaea erecta
Lineage: Eukaryota; Fungi; Ascomycota; Eurotiomycetes; Chaetothyriales; Herpotrichiellaceae
Exons: 2
Coding region: 1-1320 (439 amino acids)
Source: RefSeq, a predicted model, not a curated record